Messenger RNA from Mycena indigotica, 636 nucleotides. RefSeq lists its product as uncharacterized. Lineage: Eukaryota; Fungi; Basidiomycota; Agaricomycetes; Agaricales; Mycenaceae. Bases 31 to 636 code for a protein of 201 amino acids. The transcript has 5 exons. The record is from RefSeq and is a predicted model, not a curated record.
CAUUUGCCUCCAUUUGCGAAAGCACCCAUCAUGACGCGGAGAGCUCCCGUACUAGCAUCAACCUCAGAAACUACACAAGAAAGGCGGAAAACUCGAGCUGCACAAGCGACACAAAAGACUGUCCGUCCACUCAAAUCUCCUCCUCCAGAUAUGAAACCCUCCUCGUCGCGUAAGAAGACAGACCAUCCCCGCCAGAAGCCUCCAAUGCCUUCGUGGACCCGGUUUCCGCCAUUCCUUCCUUUUGACGUGAAGCCCCCGAAGCGGGGUACCAUUGUUGAAGGCAAAGGUGCCACCCCGGUCUACGUCCUUGGAUGGCGAUUUAGCACAAUGGAUGUUGUCUCCGGUCCUGCGGGUGGCGACUGCUCUGGCCUCCACGACGAUUUUGUGCUGAGAUGGGCUGACAAUCUCCGGGCCAAUUUCACGCGGCACUACAUUCACUGGCCUGCCGUUCUGCAGUCUAUCGGAGUGGACGACGACGAUGACUUCUACUAUGUCGCUGGUACAAAUUACGACGACCCGGAGACGAUUACGAGCAGGGAUUUCCGGCAUGCGAAGGCAGCGCUUCCCCCCCGUCAACCGUGGUCUACAGUCAACGUCGAUGACGUGUUUGGGUGGUACCGUACCUCGAAGAUGUAG